CUCUGACGUCCACUGGGGGGCGUGGCUUGGGCUCAGCUUUCAACCCACGCACGGCAGCACCAUGUACCGCGCACUCCGUCUCCUCGCACGCUCGCGUCGCCUCUUCCAGGCUCUAUCCGCCAGUGCUGCAGUCCCUGGGGGAGCGGCCCCUCUCCCGCGGUGUGUCCCGAACGUCGCGCGAAUGGCAAGCAAAAAUUCCUUCCGUAUAGAAUACGACACCUUCGGUGAACUGAAGGUCCCAGCGGAUAAGUAUUAUGGUGCCCAGACUGUGAGAUCUACAAUGAACUUUAAGAUUGGUGGUGCGACAGAACGUAUGCCAAUCCCAGUCAUUAAAGCUUUUGGCAUCUUGAAGCGAGCUGCUGCUGAAGUAAAUGAGGAUUAUGGUCUUGAUCCAAAGAUCGCUAGUGCAAUAAUAAAGGCAGCAGAUGAGGUAACUGAAGGUAAACUAAAUGAUCACUUUCCUCUGGUGGUGUGGCAGACUGGAUCAGGAACCCAGACAAACAUGAAUGUAAAUGAGGUCAUUAGCAAUAGAGCCAUUGAAAUUUUAGGAGGUGAACUCGGCAGCAAGAAGCCUGUGCACCCCAAUGACCAUGUUAAUAAGAGCCAGAGCUCGAAUGACACCUUCCCCACAGCAAUGCACAUCGCCGCUGCAAUGGAAGUUCACGGGGUCCUACUGCCCGGACUACAGAAGCUACAUGAUGCACUCAGUGCAAAAUCCAAAGAGUUUGCGCAGAUCAUCAAAAUCGGGCGAACACACACGCAGGACGCUGUCCCACUUACUCUUGGGCAGGAAUUCAGUGGAUAUGUUCAGCAAAUCCAGUAUGCGAUGGUGAGGAUAAAAGCCACCAUGCCAAGGAUCUAUGAGCUUGCUGCUGGGGGCACUGCCGUUGGGACAGGCCUCAACACCAGGAUUGGCUUCGCAGAAAAGGUGGCCGCGAAAGUGGCCGCACUCACAGGUUUGCCUUUUGUCACUGCCCCGAAUAAGUUUGAAGCUCUGGCCGCUCACGAUGCACUGGUGGAGCUUAGUGGAGCCAUGAACACAACCGCAUGCAGUUUGAUGAAGAUAGCAAAUGAUAUUCGCUUUCUUGGUUCUGGUCCUCGGUCAGGUCUGGGAGAGCUGAUCUUGCCUGAAAAUGAGCCAGGGAGUAGCAUCAUGCCAGGAAAGGUGAAUCCUACUCAAUGUGAAGCAGUGACCAUGGUUGCAGCCCAAGUCAUGGGGAAUCAUGUUGCUGUUACUGUUGGAGGCAGCAAUGGACAUUUUGAGUUGAACGUUUUUAAACCAAUGAUGAUUAAGAAUGUGUUGCACUCAGCCAGGCUUCUGGGGGAUGCUUCAGUGUCCUUCACAGAGAACUGUGUGGUGGGGAUCCAGGCCAACACAGAAAGAAUCAGCAAGCUAAUGAAUGAGUCUUUAAUGUUGGUGACAGCUCUUAAUCCACAUAUAGGGUAUGACAAAGCAGCUCAGAUCGCCAAGACUGCACACAAGAGAGGAUCAACUUUAAAGGAAACAGCUAUUGAACUCGGCUAUCUCACAGCAGAACAGUUUGAUGAGUGGGUAAAACCCAAGGAUAUGCUGGGUCCAAAGUGAUUUAAUUAAAUUUGUAUUAAAAUAAACUUAUAUGAAAUUUAAAAAACAA
Meriones unguiculatus (Mongolian gerbil) is the source of this 1634-nucleotide messenger RNA. RefSeq names its product fumarate hydratase (gene Fh). Gene Ontology annotation, molecular function: fumarate hydratase activity. Bases 62 to 1585 code for a protein of 507 amino acids. Gene Ontology annotation, cellular component: tricarboxylic acid cycle heteromeric enzyme complex; mitochondrion. The record is from RefSeq and is a predicted model, not a curated record. The transcript is spliced from 10 exons. Gene Ontology annotation, biological process: malate metabolic process; tricarboxylic acid cycle; fumarate metabolic process. NCBI's taxonomy places the organism in Eukaryota, Metazoa, Chordata, Mammalia, Rodentia, Muridae.